Molecule: messenger RNA, 3633 nt
Organism: Bufo gargarizans (Asiatic toad)
Lineage: Eukaryota; Metazoa; Chordata; Amphibia; Anura; Bufonidae
Gene: WDR82
Product: WD repeat domain 82
Exons: 7
Cellular component (GO): Set1C/COMPASS complex
Molecular function (GO): protein binding; chromatin binding
Source: RefSeq, a predicted model, not a curated record
AAAUACAUCCGGUAUUUUCCAGGCCACAGUAAAAGGGUUGUGGCCCUCUCCAUGUCUCCGGUGGAUGACGCCUUUAUUUCUGGAUCUUUGGAUAAAACGAUCAGGUUAUGGGACCUUCGCUCUCCGAACUGUCAGGGUCUGAUGCACCUGCAGGGGAAGCCGGUGUGCUCCUUUGACCCUGAGGGCCUUAUUUUUGCAGCGGGGGUGAAUUCUGAGAUGGUGAAGCUGUACGAUCUGCGGUCCUUUGAUAAGGGUCCGUUCGCCACCUUUAAGAUGAAUUAUGACCGGACCUGCGAGUGGACGUCGCUCAAAUUCAGCAACGAUGGAAAAUUAAUACUACUGGCCACCAACGGCGGCUUCCUGCGGCUGGUGGACGCCUUUAAAGGGGCUGUACUGCACACAUUUGGGGGGUAUAACAACAGUAAGGGCGUCACCCUUGAAGCCUCGUUCACCCCAGAUUCGCAGUUCAUUAUGAUCGGGUCAGAGGAUGGAAAGAUCCAUGUGUGGAAUGGAGAGGGCGGCAUGAAAGUUGCUGUGCUGGACGGGAAACACACCGGCCCCAUCACCUGCCUGCAGUUCAACCCCAAAUUCAUGACCUUCGCCAGCGCCUGCUCUAACAUGGCUUUCUGGCUGCCGACUAUUGAUGACUGAGUCCUGCCCCGGCCGCCAUCUACAACUGGGAUCCAUAUGAAAUAAGAAGCAUGGCUUCCCUACGCUCUCCAGUGUUACCCCCGUGACUGCACAUGGUGCCGCUUUGCUGAUGUUGAGGAGGAUUCUGGUGUCGUCACGUGGAGCGCAUGUACUUCCUGUGCUGGUUAUGAAGACCACCUUAUUAUUUUAUCAUUUACGGAUACGUACACGGAUGGCCGGCGGCUCCAUCUUUUCUGUCGGGUUUUUCGGAUCAUUGACUGACUGUUGUAGGCUUGAGCGAUUCGAGCUUCGGAACAUAGAUCUGAAGCCGAUUUCUUAAAAAACUUUCGAAUGCUUUUUCCGUUCAGCAGUAAAACAUAUGGGCUCCAUGUAGCAAAACUUUUUGGAAGAAGUUGUGCGAGGCUUCGGUGAAUGUCUUCAGUAUUCCUGUCUUCGUCUUUAAAAACAUUUUAAAACAUCCCAAGUGGUACUGAGGUAUCGGCCAGAAUCGAAGCAGACUUCAGAUCCCUGUUUUUAAAUAUGCAGAUAGGAAUACCGUAGACUUGCGCGACUUCGCCCGAGACAAGGUUUUGCUGCACAGAGCCAAUACAUUUUAAUGCUGUAUGGAAGCAGCAUUAUAAAUUAAGUUUACCAAAUCAACUUUGGAUCUAUGAUCUAAAGCUCGGUUCGCACUCCCUUGUCAUUUCUGUAUUGAGUUCCCAUAAAGCACUAGUCCCGGGCGUGAGGACUUAUUUUAUCAUUGCCUUUGAGGUGACCGGCAUCUGAUCUGAUGUGAUUAUAGAUUUUUAUGUUCUGUGUCAGGAUGGACAAUGGUUCUGGACCCAGUCACACCACAGGAUGUGUCUGCUGUCAUGGCCGGUUCACAUUUUGAGCGUUGAGUCACUUUAUAAAUCCUCUGUUUUACAGUUUUAAAAUCUCUGCUUGCUGUCAUGCCAUAUGAACAUCUGUUGUUUGCUUCCAGUGGAUAUAAAUCUGUCCUGUCGCAUGCAGGUCCUAUUACCAGACACUGCUCUGCUUGCUUCCAGCACUUGGCAUGAGGUAUAUCCACAUUGAAGGUUUCUACUCUGUGACUGCAAGCAGAGAUCUUAAACACUGGGAGGAAUUGCCUGUGUAUUGCAAAGUGUUCCUUAUAUCAAGGAUAACUUUUUUUGGGCAGAAACCAGGGUAUUUCUUUAAUGUGCGGGCACGCUCUGACUGCUGUCAGCUCCGCAGUGCUUUAUUAUACGGUAAUUCAUUUAUUAUUAAUCGCAGCAGGCGAGAGACGAAAGGAAAAACGUCAUGAACCCGUCCGCCACAUGAUUCAUGAUCCGCCAAUGUUUGGAUCCAUCCUGGACCAUCCUCAGUACCUACCUGGGUCUAAUCCAAUGUACGAUUAAUAUACGGUCCCUGUAGAUGAAUCUGCACCUGUGUCCUCAUCGUUGCUGGUCCUCCAUCUGUAGUGACCGUACGGUACGUUCUUCUAGACGCUGAGAGGACGUGAGGCGGUACAGGAUGGACAUCGGCAGGUAAUCUGGAUCGCUUGCUGUCAGUUUCUGUUCGCACAUUUCCGUCUGGUGGGAGAAUCUGUCUGCCUCUUGUAGGAGCCGGCGCCGUCUGUGUGUAGGAGAGGUGAAUUGGAGACUAUUGAUAUUGCAUUAUAGCGCAGGAGGCAGAUCUUUCCUUCUAGUGUCUGGACUGAAGAGUAGCUCCAUUGUGCUAAGAUCUCCAAUGCAUUCAUUGGAGAGCACGCUGCACCCCUUUACUAUGCCAUCAAAGUCCGAUAAGCGAGCGUCUUGUACCUCCUGGGGGAAAGAAAAGCUGUGAGCGCGGAUGUCCCAUAGAAAUUAAUGGAGAGUGAACCCACCGCUCCGUUCACUUCUAGGGCUUGGAAAUGGCCGAGCCAGUAUACAGCCAUUUCUGGAACUCCUAUAGAAAUGAAUGGAGGGCAGCUGCGCAUGGACAACUGUUCUUCACACGCUUCGGGGGGUUCUGUUCUGGAGAUAGGACCUGCCCCAAUCUGACACCGAUGUCUCAAAUGUGACAACCCCUUUCGGGUAAGUUGCACGCAGGACUGCACUGGUGCUCUCCAUAGACGCAGAUCCGGCAACAUUUCUUAAGUGCUUUCUAAAUUUCAUAUGGACUGUGCAGUCCAGCAUCUCCACAUGCACCAUAAUGCUGUCACUGUUAUCCAAUACGUUCCAGAACUGUAAGGGUUACAUGGCAUCAUAAAUCAAUCUAAUGCUAUGCGACCCCAUCAGUGCUGGGAGGUCAGGACGGGAGCGUGAUGCUCGCUCGUCUAAAGCGGCCAUAGGCAUGGUUGAGAGACAUGAUUUACUAGGUUCCUCGGCAUUGGAUGGAGAUGUGGCCAUGUGUUCUCGGAUGUUCUGGUUCUUCCAUAUUAACCAGUUUUCUACAGACGUCGAGUUGCGACAUUUUAUUAAUUUCAUGUUUGGUGAAUUUCAUCUGAUGGUUUGUUUUUUCCUUUUUGGUCUUAAAAGUAUCAGUUUUUUUUAUUUUUAUUCCUCUGUUUGCCAAAAUUGAAACCUGAGGCUGAUUGUGUCGGAGGUAUUACACAUGUAUUCUGUUAAAGGGCCAGUACCCCAAAUACUAGUUUAUUGGGGUAAAUGUCUGUCCCAGCCCUGGAGCUGUAGGACAUGAGGGACGUUUCUACACCUCCUCCCAUUCAUCGCAUUGACGAGUGCUACAGUCAGCUUCUCCCCAGCAUGAAAUGGCUGAUAACAGAGAAGCAGUAGAUUAGGGUAACUGGCUGCACAUGGGCAGACCUUCUGUAUCUUCAGCUUUGCAUGAUCUGAACCCCGAUCUAUCAUGCAGUCAUCUUCCAGUAUUGCAGCGGCAGUUUGGAGGGACUGCUCGCCACCAGUGUUCUGUGACAGGUUUUAUACAUGUGUUCAGACGCGUGUGGACAGUUCCCGCAGUAAACUGUUCACUUACAUUCCUUGUAUAUAUAUUUUUACAGAAAUAAAACAAUGAUUACAUGUUGUA